This is a messenger RNA of Labrus bergylta (ballan wrasse), 1237 nucleotides long. The record is from RefSeq and is a predicted model, not a curated record. NCBI's taxonomy places the organism in Eukaryota, Metazoa, Chordata, Actinopteri, Labriformes, Labridae.
CAGGGGGCGGAGUUAGGAAGUGAACGAGGGCUGCCUACCAAACAGAGAGAAGAGGAGAAGGAGGAGAGGAAGAGAGAGGAGAGAGACGGGUGGGCAGGCUGCUCACCGUAAGCGAUGGUCCUCGGAUAGAGUCUUGGAAGACCUCAUGAAAACUGGCUUGGUUGAAUGGGUUGCAGCGGUAAUUGAGCACGGCGUGAUUUGCAUCUCUCGGAUCCUUGGAAGGAAAAAAAAAAAGCUGCAGCAGCCACCCAUUGCAAGAACAAUUUUCAUUUGAAAGAAGAGGACUUUCUUUAUAUGUUUUAUUUUCUUUUUUUGUCUACAACUAAUUUUCUCACAUUGAGGCUUUUACACGCCAGCAGAGAACAACUCUUUCCCAGCGGAUAGGACUCACAUGCACGGAGGACGAUAGACCUCCUGCUUGGACCAGAUACCCCCCCCCCCACUCCACUUCUCUGGCGGGCUCAAGCGCAGCAGUUCCCGGUGAGAAGAGAGGAACAGGACUCCCCAGAAAGCCCCUUGUUUGAAGCCCCAGGAUUUGUGUGGGAGGGAGCAAGGGAGGGUGAGGGGCUUUUGCUGGGAUGUUUGAGUCGCGUUGUUUGGUGGGGUGAAGGGACCGAGAGAGUGGCCGGAGAGAGAGAGAGAGAGAGGGACCCCCCCCAAGGGACGGAGGCCGAGAGUGGAGCCGGGAGCAUGGCUCUGGUGGUGCUGUCUCUCUGGGCGCUAACGAGUCUCACCUGGGCGGACCUGAGCCAGGUUUCAGCCAACAGGCAUUCGGUGUACUGGAACAGCUCCAACAUACAUCUGCGUAGGGAGGGUUACACCAUGCAGGUGAAUGUCAACGACUACCUGGACAUCUAUUGCCCUCACUACAACGACAGCCAGCGCAUGGUGGGCACCGGGGAGCAGUACGUCCUCUACAUGGUCAGUUACCGGGGUUACAGGAACUGCGACCCUCAGCUGGGCUUCAAGAGGUGGGAGUGCAACCGUCCCCACGCCCCCCACGCGCCCAUCAAGUUCUCGGAGAAGUUCCAGCGAUACAGCGCCUUCUCGCUGGGCUACGAGUUCCACGUCGGACAGGAGUACUACUACAUCUCCACACCCACCCAUCAUCAUGGCCGCAGCUGUCUGAGACUACGGGUGUACGUCUGCUGCUCCACUGCCUCUGAUGUGGAUGAUGAGCCAGAGCCUACAGAACCAGACUACACGCUUAGACCAGGCAUAAAAAUCUAUGAUAUUG